AGUUUUCAGUGAAGAUCUACGUUCCAGCUUAUAUUUUGUCAAUGCAUCUUUGCAAGAGGUAAUCUUUGCCAGCACCACAGGGACGCUGGUGCCCUGUCCCGCGGCAGGGGUCCCCCCGGCGACACUUCACUGGUACCUAGCAACGGGCGAGGAGAUCUACGAUGUUCCGGGAAUCCGCCACGUCCACCCCAAUGGCACUCUCCAAAUCUUCCCCUUCCCUCCUUCAAGCUUUAGUAACUUAAUCCAUGACAACACCUACUAUUGCACAGCCGACAAUCCUUCAGGGAAAAUUAGAAGCCAGGAUGUUCAUAUUAAGGCCGUUUUACGGGAGCCCUAUACGGUCCGAGUGGAGGACCAGAAAGCCAUGCGAGGCAAUGUAGCGGUCUUCAAGUGCAUUAUCCCAGCCUCUGUGGAGGCCUACAUCACUGUUGUGUCGUGGGAGAAAGACACAGUCUCACUUGUCUCAGGAUCUAGAUUUCUCAUUACAUCCACUGGAGCCUUUUAUAUUGUGGAUGUACAGAAUGAAGACGGAUUGUAUAACUACCGUUGCAUCACACGCCAUCGCUACACAGGAGAGACCCGGCAAAGUAACAGCGCGCGACUCUUUGUGUCAGACCCAACAAACUCGGCUCCCGUCAUUCUUGAUGGCUUUGAGCACCGGAAGGCCAAGUCCACCCAGCGGGUGGAGCUGCCCUGCAAAGCCUCCGGACACCCGGCUCCCAAGUACCGCUGGCUGAAGGACAACGUCCCCCUGGAGCCCGACAGCAGGUUCCGGCAGACCGUCACCGGGCUUCUGAUCGAGAACACGAGGGCGAGCGACUCCGGCAGCUAUGUGUGUGAGGUGUGGAACAGCUACGGCAACGCCGAGGUCAUCGGGCGUCUCCAUGUGAAACAGCCUCUGCGUGCAGUUGUCAGCCCCCGUAAGGUGAAGGGCAGCGUGGGCAGCCAGGUGUCGCUGUCCUGCAGUGUCACGGGAACGGAUGACUACGAGCUGUCCUGGUACCGGAACGGGGAGAUCAUCAACCCGGGGAACAGCGUGCGCAUCACAGGCAACAACCGGGAGACCCUGGUAAUGGACGGCAUGGCCAAGAGCGACGGGGGGGCCUAUCAGUGCUUCGUCAGGAAAGACAAGAUGUCCGCCCAGGAUUUCGUACAAGUCAUCCUGGAGGACGGGACCCCAAAGAUCAUGUCGGCCUUCAGCGAGAAAGUGGUGAGCCCCAAUGAGCCAGUGUCCCUCAUGUGCAAUGUCAAGGGGACCCCACUGCCGACCAUUACCUGGACGCUGGAUGACGAGCCCGCCGUGAAGGACAGCAGCCACCGCAUUGGCCAGUUCAUCACCUCAGAGGGCAACGUGCUGAGCUACCUGAACAUCUCCAACAGCCAGGUUCGCGAUGGAGGGGUCUACCGCUGUGCCGGCAACAACUCAGCUGGAGUCGUCACCUACCAGGCUCGAAUAAACGUAAGAGGUCCAGCAAGCAUCCGGCCAAUGAAAAACAUUACAGCGAUAGCGGGGCGGGACACCUACAUUCACUGCCGUGUGAUUGGUUACCCGUAUUACUCCAUCAAGUGGUACAAGAACUCCAACCUGCUGCCAUUCAACCACCGUCAGCGCGCCUUCGAGAGCAACGGCACCCUCAAGGUGUCUGACGUGCAGAAGGAUGUGGAUGAAGGGGAAUACACCUGCAACGUGCUGGUGCAGCCCCAGCUCUCCACCAGCCAGAGCGUGUAUGUCACUGUCAAGGUCCCCCCAUUCAUCCAGCCCUUCGAGUUCCCGCGUUUCUCCAUUGGCCAGCGUGUCUUCAUCCCGUGUGUGGUCGUCUCAGGGGAUCUACCAAUCGCCAUCACCUGGCAGAAGGACGGCCGGCCAAUCCCAGCCAGCCUGGGCGUCACCAUUGACAACAUUGACUUCACCAGCUCUCUGCGGAUAUCCAAUCUCUCACUGAUGCACAAUGGGAAUUACACCUGCAUUGCAAGGAAUGACGCAGCUGCCGUGGAACACCAAAGCCAAUUAAUUGUGAGGGUUCCUCCUAGGUUUGUGGUGCAGCCCAGUGACCAAGACGGUAUAUAUGGGAAGGCUGUAAUACUGAACUGCUCUGCAGAGGGGUACCCUGUCCCCACUAUUGUAUGGAAGUAUUCAAAAGGUGCUGGUGUUCCCCAGUUCCAGCCCAUUGCUCUGAACGGCAGGAUUCAGCUCCUCAUCAAUGGCUCUCUGCUCAUUAAGCACGUGGUGGAGGAAGACAGCGGCUAUUACCUGUGCAAGGUCAGCAACGACGUGGGAGCUGACGUCAGCAAGUCCAUGUACCUCACUGUCAAAAUCCCUGCCAUGAUCACCUCUUACCCCAACACCACGCUGGCGACGCAGGGACAGAAGAAGGAGAUGAGCUGCACGGCGCACGGGGAGAAGCCCAUUAUAGUGCGCUGGGAGAAGGAAGACCGCAUCAUUAACCCUGAGAUGUCACGCUAUAUUGUUUCCACCAAGGAAGUGGGGGAUGAGGUCAUCUCCACUCUCCAGAUUUUGCCCACAGUCAGGGAAGACUCUGGAUUUUUUUCCUGCCAUGCCAUCAAUUCUUACGGGGAAGACAGAGGCAUCAUUCAGCUGACAGUGCAAGAGCCUCCCGACCCCCCGGUGGUUGAAAUCCGAGAGGUUCGAGACCGCAGCAUCGCCCUGCGCUGGACCAUGGGCUUUGACGGCAACAGCCCCAUCACCGGCUAUGACAUUGAGUGCAAGAACAAAUCCGACACCUGGGAUUCAGUCCAGAGAACCAAAGAUGUUUCCCCUCAGCUGAACCAGGCCACGAUCAUCGACCUCCACCCUUCCUCCACAUACAACAUCCGCAUGUACGCCAAGAACCGCAUCGGCAAGAGUGAAGCCAGCAAUGAGCUCAGCAUCACUACUGAUGAAGCAGCCCCCGAUGGCCCCCCUCAGGAUGUCCAGCUGGAGCCUGUGUCCUCGCAAAGUAUUAAAGUGACCUGGAAGGCCCCGAAGAAGCACCUCCAGAACGGGAUGAUCCGCGGCUACCAGAUCGGCUACCGCGAGUACAGCACCGGAGGCAACUACCAGUUCAACAUCAUCAACCUGGAGACGACGGGGGACAGCGAGCUCCACACCCUGGACAACCUGAAGAAGUUUACGCAGUACGGCGUGGUGGUGCAGGCCUGCAACCGAGCCGGGACCGGGCCCUCCUCACAGGAGAUCAUCACCACGACACUGGAAGACGUACCGAGCCGCUCCCCAGAGAACGUGCAGGCCUCGGCCUCCUCCCCUGAAAUCAUCUCUCUGUCCUGGUCCAUGCCACCCAAGGAGGCUCUCAACGGCAUUCUUCAGGGAUUCCGGGUCAUUUACUGGGCAAACCUGCCCGACGGAGAGCUUGGAGAGAUCAGGAAUGUCACAGCCACACAGCCCUCCCUGGAGCUGGACGGCCUGGAGAAGUACACCAACUACAGUAUCCAGGUGCUGGCCUUCACACGGGCAGGGGAUGGGGUGCGCAGCGAGCAGAUCUUCAUUCGCACCAAGGAGGAUGUGCCGGGGGCCCCGGGGGGAGUGAAGGCUGCCGCAUCCUCUGGCUCGAUAGUGUUUGUCUCCUGGCUGCCUCCCCUCAAGCUGAACGGCAUCAUCAGGAAAUACACCAUCUUCUGCUCCAACCCCUACCCCACGGUAAUCAGUGAAUUCGAAGCCUCCCCCGACGUGUUUUCUUACCAGAUCCCGAAUCUGAGUCGCAGCCGACAGUACAGCAUCUGGGUGGUGGCAGUGACGGCCGCAGGGAGGGGAAACGCCAGUGACAUCAUCACCGUGGAGCCUCUCGCGAAAGCUCCUGCCAGGAUCUUGACGUUCAGUGGCACUGUGACAACCCCCUGGAUGAGGGAUAUUGUCUUACCCUGCAAGGCGGUAGGAGAUCCCCCACCCACCGUGAAGUGGCUGAAGGAGAGUACUGGGAGCCCUUCUCCGGUGAUGAUUGACGGACGGCGCAGUAUCUACGGCAACGGGAGCUUUGUCAUCCGGACUGUAAAAGCUGAGGAUUCUGGGUACUACAGCUGUGUUGCCAGUAACAACUGGGGUUCCGAUGAGAUUGUUCUCAAUCUUCAGGUGCAAGUUCCUCCUGACCAGCCCAGGCUCACUGUGUCUAAAACCACCUCCUCUUCAAUCACACUGUCCUGGAUACCUGGAGACAACGGAGGGAGUUCAAUCAGAGGUUACAUCCUGCAGUACUCUGAGGACAACAGUGAGCAGUGGGGCAGCUUUCCCAUCAGCCCUAGCGAGCGAGCUUACCGACUGGAGAACCUGAAAUGUGGAACGUGGUACAAGUUCACACUGACUGCCCAGAAUGGAGUGGGGCCGGGGCGCAUCAGUGAAAUCAUUGAGGCCAAGACUCAUGGGAAAGAGCCCCAGUUUUCUAAGGAGCAGGAACUCUUUGCCAGCAUCAACACCACUCGAGUCAAGCUGAACCUGAUUGGCUGGAACGAUGGCGGUUGCCUCAUCACCUCCUUCACACUGGAGUACCGUCCCUUCAGCACGACGGUAUGGACCACUGCCCAGCGGACCUCACUAUCCAAGAGCUAUAUACUGUACGACCUGAAGGAGGCGACGUGGUACGAGCUGCAGAUGAGAGUGUGCAACAGCGCGGGGUGCGCAGAGAAACAGGCCAAGUUUGCUACACUGAGCUACGACGGCAGCACAAUCCCGCCCCUCAUUAAAUCAGUGGUGCAGGACACAGAAGGCCUGGCGACCAAUGAGGGUCUGAAGAUGAUGGUGACCGUUUCCUGUAUCCUGGUGGGCAUCCUGCUGCUGUUUGUGCUGCUGCUCGUCGUGAGGAGGAGGAGGAAGGAGCAACGACUCAAGAGACUCAGGGAUGCAAAAAGCUUGGCUGAGAUGCUAAUGAGCAAAAACACCCGGACUUCGGACACCCUGAACAAGCAGCAGCAGACACUGAGAAUGCACAUCGACAUCCCCAGAGCCCAGCUCCUCAUCGAGGAGAGAGACACCAUGGAGACAAUCGAUGACCGAUCCACAGUGCUGCUGACGGAUGCAGAUUUUGGAGAGACGUCGAAACAAAAAUCGUCCACCGUCACUCACACGGUGCACUACCAGUCUCUCUCACAGGCCACGGGGCCGCUGGUUGACGUGUCUGAUGCCCGUCCAGGAACUAACCCUACAGCCCGCAGAAAUGCCAAAGCAGGCCCCACAGCUCGGAACAGGUACGCCAGCCAGUGGACACUGAACAGACCCCACCCGACGAUAUCGGCUCACACCCUCACCACGGACUGGAGGCUGCCCACGCCACGGCCCACAGGCUCCGUCGACAAGGAGAGCGACAGCUACAGCGUCAGCCCUUCCCAGGACACAGAUCGAGCCCGGAGCAGCAUGGUGUCCACGGAGAGCGCCUCGUCCACGUACGAGGAGCUGGCCCGGGCUUACGAGCAUGCCAAGAUGGAGGAGCAGCUGAGACACGCCAAGUUCACCAUCACAGAGUGCUUCAUCUCGGACACGUCGUCGGAGCAGCUGACAGCAGGGACCAAUGAGUACACGGACAGCCUCACCUCGAGCACCCCCUCCGAAUCAGGGAUCUGCAGGUUCACAGCCUCGCCCCCAAAACCUCAGGACGCAGGGAGGGUCAUGAACAUGGCUGUCCCCAAGGCACACAAACCAGCAGGCGAACUUGUGCAUCUCCCUCCCUAUCUCAGAAUGGACUUUCUAUUAAACCGGGGUAUUCCAGGCCCCAGCAGAGACCUGGGCUUCGGGCAGGCCUGCCUGGAACCUCAGAAAAGCCGCACCCUGAAACGCCCUGCCAUCCUGGAGCCCACGCCCAUGGAGGCCCCCAGCAGCAGGGAAGUCCAGCAGUGGCAGCCGGGCACAGCGUCCACAUUACCUCAGCGGGAGGGAGCGGACCUGGGACAGACGGGCAAAAUGAGCAGCUCCCAGGAAUCCUUGCUGGACUCACGAGGUCAUUUAAAACAAGGCAGCAACCCCUACGCAAAAUCCUACACCUUGGUAUAACAAAUGGUCCGGACUGCACAAGGAAUAUAUUUAAAACAACAAAGCAAAGCGAUAAAAAAAAAGGUUGUAAAUAACAUUUCCAAAUUCCAAAAAAAAGGAGCAAAUUGAAAAAAGGGUACCUUUUUUUUUUUCUUUUUUAUUCAUAAUUUUAAAUGACACCAGAUGAAGAUUACCAAAAUAAUUUAUUUCAAAUGAGAGAAAAAGGUUAUUGUUGAUAUUAUUCUGAUUGUUGUUCUGAUUAUAAAUUAUUAUUAGAGGAGGAGGAGGGAUCUUCAGACAGCACUGGGAUACUUGAUUGCGUUCUUAUAUCUGAGUUGGAGCCACCUGCGUACUUGAAUGCCUCUCAGAUUUUCUAUAAAAAAAAAAACAAUCAAAAAUAAUUACAAAAAAUAAAAACUGAAAGAAAAUGAAAAACAGCAACAACCUAUCCGACCGUCCAAUCUUCACAGAUUGUUAUGUUUUUAAUAAUUUCCUAUGAAUGCAUGGGAUCGAAUUGAAAAAACAAAGAAAGACUGGAAAUCUGACUUGAGAAUUUGUGUCACAAAAUGAAACUGAAUACAAUGUGAAGAAGAGUUAUUAUUAUUAUUAUUAUUAUUAUUAUUAUUAUUAUUAUUAUACAAGAGAAAAAAAUAAGAAAUCACUUUUAUUUGUGGAUAUUACAGGGAAAUUGAUU
Messenger RNA from Polyodon spathula (Mississippi paddlefish), 6665 nucleotides. It is a transcript of the gene dscamb, whose product is annotated as Down syndrome cell adhesion molecule b. Gene Ontology annotation, cellular component: plasma membrane; axon. The coding region runs from base 365 to 5992 and encodes 1875 amino acids. The record is from RefSeq and is a predicted model, not a curated record. Gene Ontology annotation, molecular function: cell-cell adhesion mediator activity. Gene Ontology annotation, biological process: axon guidance; homophilic cell-cell adhesion; dendrite self-avoidance. The transcript is spliced from 32 exons. Lineage: Eukaryota; Metazoa; Chordata; Actinopteri; Acipenseriformes; Polyodontidae.